AUGUCCAGCACCAGCCUUACUCAAACCAUGCCUACGGAUAUUCGGGCACAAUUUGAAAACAUAAGCAAGGCACUGGAUGAAAAGGACCGACAGUUUGAUACGUUACAAAUAGUGAGCGUAACUCCAGAUUUACCAGAUCUUAAGUUUAAGCAAGUACAAAUUAGUGGACAGGGCAUAAAACAUAUUGACGCGCAACUGCUUAAGGGAACCACAAAAUCGGUGGCAAAGUUGUCAUUUAACUUGCUUAAUUUAACAGAUAAUAUUGAUAUAUUCAACUUGAUUUUGGACCAAAAUAUUGCCGAAAUCUCGGGCAACGCGUUCCGAUCGCUGGGAAGUUCGCUGCGAUAUAUGGAGAUAUCUAUGGCUAACAUCACCGCUAUCUCUGACAAUGCCUUCGCGUUCGACGACUCGUUGAAAACAAACUUACGAUUAGUUUUGAAUAACGAUGUCAUAAAUAUGAAUGGCAUAAGUAAAGCGGCGUUUAAGGGCGCUAAACUAUUAGUGGUGAUAUCCAUCGCAACAUUAGACCAGGUACACUCUAAAUGUCCCGCACCAGCCUUACUCAAACCAUGCCAAUGCAACGAUGAUGAUGUCGAUGCUACAGUAUUAUCAUGCUCCGAGAAUAUGGCGGAUAUUAAAGGGCAUUUUGAAAACAUAAGCAAGGCACUGGAUGAAAAAGAUCGACAGUUUGAGGCCCUAUACAUAUCACUAUCGAACGCUACCGAACUACCAGCGGAAGCAUUUGCCGAUCUAAAAUUUAAGCAAGUACUAAUUAAGGGAUCGAAUAUAAAACAUAUUGACCCACAAAUAUUUAAAGGAACCACCGAUUCGGUGGUUGAGCUUCAACUUUACUGGCUUAGUAUAGCCAAUAAUUCUGAUAUAUUUGAUAUGAUAAACAUGCUAGAUAAUUUAGAAAUAUUAUUAAUCGCCGAUUGCAAUUUACACACAAUCCCUGAGAAUGCGUUUAAAGAGCAUAAGAAUUUAACUACACUUAAGAUCGGGGGCGAAAAAUUAGCCAAAAUUUCCGGGAAUGCCUUCCGAGCGCUGGGAAGUAGUCUGCGAUAUAUGAGUAUAUCGAGCGCUAACAUCACCGCUAUCUCUGACAAUGCCUUCGCGUUCGACGACUCGUUGAAAACAAACUUACGAUUAAUUUUGAGUACCGAUACCAUCGAUAUGAGUGGCAUAAGUAAGGCUGCAUUUAAGGGCGCUAAACGACCUGUCUCAUUGGUAUUAUUGGAUGAUAAGACUAUUACAUAUUUGGAUGAAUCAACUUUUAGCACAUUUAUGACUGAAAACCCGUUGAAUGAAGUGAUUACUCAAAUCAAUUGCAAUGAGUGUAGGAAUGCGUGGCUUAUGAAACCAGAGUUCAAGUCCCACGUGAACGGCAUAUACUGUACCAAUGGACUCGAUUUAAAUGACCCGACAAACUUUGCCGGGUGUUAA
Molecule: messenger RNA, 1443 nt
Organism: Oppiella nova
Lineage: Eukaryota; Metazoa; Arthropoda; Arachnida; Sarcoptiformes; Oppiidae
Source: the annotation of a GenBank genome assembly